GCACAGGAACCGGAGAGCCCCGAAGCGUCCCGGUUUCGCCUGGCGGCCGGCCGGAUCCCAGAGGUGCCCUUCGGUCUCAGCACCAGCUCCGCGGUCUUGUCGCACUACGGCGUGGCGGCCAACACCGUCCGGCUCUUCCGCAGGGUAGACAAUGACCGGAGGGACCUGGUUGUAAACAGCAAAGAUGUUGAUGCCGACAAGAUCACUCAUUUUAUUCGGAUGAACGAGCUCCGCAUGGUGACAGAAUACAACCCUGUGACAGCAAUAGGUGUGAUGCAGAAUUCGCUCCAGUUUAACCUCCUCCUGAUCGCAGACAAGAUGUCCCCAAAGCACCCUGAGCGAAUGCGCAGAUACCGGGCGGCAGCGGAGCUCUUCAAGGGGAAGAUUCUCUUUAUCCUGGUAGACAGCAAUCUGAAGAGCAAUGAACGACUAGUGUCAUUCUUCAAACUGAAGAAGUCCCAGCUGCCAGCUCUGGCUAUAUUCCACACACCAGAUGAGGAACAGGAUGUGUUGACUCUGGAUGAAGUCUCUGUUGAACGUGUACAGGAUUUCUGUAAUCGUUUCUUACAAAGAAUACAGAAGAAAGAAGACAAACCUGAGAAGACCCUCAAUGAGGAACUCUGA
Molecule: messenger RNA, 624 nt
Organism: Apaloderma vittatum (bar-tailed trogon)
Lineage: Eukaryota; Metazoa; Chordata; Aves; Trogoniformes; Trogonidae
Gene: ERP27
Product: endoplasmic reticulum protein 27
Exons: 5
Biological process (GO): response to endoplasmic reticulum stress; protein folding
Cellular component (GO): endoplasmic reticulum
Source: RefSeq, a predicted model, not a curated record